Molecule: messenger RNA, 683 nt
Organism: Tricharina praecox
Lineage: Eukaryota; Fungi; Ascomycota; Pezizomycetes; Pezizales; Pyronemataceae
Exons: 3
Source: RefSeq, a predicted model, not a curated record
CCCCACGCCUACGCCCACCCUCUUCUCUUCUCUUCUCUUCUCUUCUUCUCUUCUAUUCACCACACACAUCCCACGCUUAAACAACUCUCUAAUCCGAAUUCAAUCCUAAAUUUGAAUAUCGAACUAUUUCCGAGUCCACCAAAAAUCUCAAGUCAUACCUACCAGAGAUGUCUAGCAACAGAUACAAUCUGCGUAAGCGGAUCUCCAAGCCCUCUGCCGCCACGCCGCCAUGCCGUAAGGCCAGCAAGAAAUCCAAGGCUACCGCUAGCGGCGGAAUCUCCAAGACCUACAUCUACACGGUCAAGCCGAGCACGAUGGCGCGCCUCGCGGAGAUGGAGGUCACCAAGGACACCACGCUCGUCGAGGGUGUGCGCUUCCACCACCUGUCUGGCGGCUCGAAGCGCGCCCCACGCGGCGUGGUGGUCAUGAAGAUCUCCGUCCCCGCUAGCGUUGAGGGCGGCGAGUGGCCCCAGAAGAUGGAUGUUGAGGAGAUCCGCGGGGAGGAGGAGGAGGAGGUGGAGCGCCAAACGGAGGCGGAGGCGGAGGCGCAGCUGGAGAAGGAGCAGUAGGAGCAGUAGGAGCAGCAGGAGGCGGACAAGGAUGAGAAAGCGGAGGAAGAGCAGGAGGAACAGGCGAGAAACACCAGCCGCCUCAGUUGUAUCGCUAUGUAGAAAAAAAACCAG